GCCCUUUCCGUCUGUCUCCCUCUCUCUCCCUCGCUUCCUCAGUUGGCAACUUGGCGCCCCCCUUCUGUAGCUCUCCACUCCUCGCUUCUUCCUCCUCCUCCGCCACCUCAACCUCAUCAGGAUAAGGCAGGCAAGCAGGCGGAGGCAGGCGGCAGGCCACGCUUCCGGUGCCGACCCGCCGCCGGCUCCCGGUUCUGGAGAGGCUGCAUGCAUGAGUAGUCGCGCCGCCGCCGCAGAGGAGCCAUGGGGAUGGUUACUGCCGCCGCCCUCAUCGCAUCUUCGCCUCAGGAUUCUCUCUGCCGCGGGUCUCUCUCCGGCGCGCCGAGGCUGCUGCGCCUGAGGCCCGCCUCCCCCUGCGUCAGCGCGCUCAGAUUAAACAAGUUUGUCCGAAGGUGUUACAUAGCAAAUGCUGAGGUUGACGUUAGCAAUGUAAAUGAGGAAGAAGUUUUCGAUGAUCACUCAUCAUCAUUACCUCAGGGCUGCUCCAUUCCAGUUGUGCAUAUCCUAGGAGAUGUUCUAGAUUCUAGCCCAUUUCCUCUACAUGACAGUGCCUCCCACCAUGCUGUUUUUGAAGAGUUACCGGUCUUGUCUGAAGGAGAGCAACAUACAUUGGCCGCCACUCCUGCUCACCCUGCUGGACUAUAUGCUUUAUAUGCUAGCUACUUGUUUGGUAACCUUGUGGAACAACUCUGGAAUUUUGCUUGGCCUGCUGCCCUGGCGAUUCUUCAUCCAAGCCUAUUGCCUGUGGCUAUUGUUGGUUUCUUCUCAAAGCUCUCAGUAUUUAUCGGGGCACCAAUAGUUGGCAAACUUAUGGAUCAUUUCCCUCGAAUACCCAUGUACACAGGAUUGAAUGCUGUCCAGGUAGCCACUCAGCUGAUAUCAGUUGCAAUGGUCAUCUAUGCUCUCAAGAAUGUGGCCCAUGGUUCUACAUCAGCUUUGCUUCUCAGACCUUGGUUUAUUGCACUAGUAGCAGCUGGAGCUAUUGAAAGGCUUGCAGGGUUGGCACUAGGAGUUUCCAUGGAGAGGGACUGGGUUGUUUUGUUAGCAGGAACAAACAGACCUGUUGCAUUAGCUCAAGCUAAUGCUAUGCUUAAUCGACUUGAUCUUAUUUGUGAGACUGUUGGUGCUUCAGUUUUUGGCCUUCUGCUGACCAAAUAUGAUCCAGUAACCUGUUUGAAGAUUUCCUGUGGUCUAAUGAUCUGCAGUUUUCCCGUUCUGGUUAUGUUGGGUCAGCUAAUUAACAGCGUCUCUUGUCAUGCACUUGAUUCCUCGAGAUCCGCCAGUGACGAAUCUAUUUGUGCUGAUCUACUGGACGUACGCAAGAUAGUUCAAAAUGGCCUGAGUUCUAUCAAGCAUGGCUGGGACGAGUACAAGCGGCAGACUGUUCUACCUGCAAGUGUAGCUACCGUGUUUCUAAAUUUCAACGUAGCACUAGCUCCUGGUGCCAUAAUGACUGCAUUGUUGAUGCAUCGUGGUAUUAGUCCAUCCAUCGUCGGUGCUUUUAGUGGAUUGUGUUCUAUUAUGGGCCUUGUUGCAACAUUCAUCUCCGCGAGCCUGGUGAAAAGAGUUGGGAUUCUAAAGGCAGGAGCAGCUGGGUUAAUAUUUCAAGCUUCACUCCUAUCAAUUGCUCUCACUGUGUAUUGGGCAGGGCCCAUUUCACAGAGAACACAUCUACUCAUCUUCCUCGCUUCCAUCGCGUUGUCUAGGUUGGGGCACAUGUCUUAUGAUGUUGUGGGGACACAGAUCAUCCAAACAGGAGUUCCUGCUUCAAAAGCAAAUCUUAUAGGAGGAAUGGAGGUUUCGAUUGCAAGCCUUGCGGAGUUGGUCAUGCUUGCGAUGGCUAUAAUUGCAAACGACGUCUCUCAUUUCGGCUUCCUCGCUAUCCUGUCUGUUUCAUCCGUUGCUUGGGCAGCGUGGAUGUUCUGUCGGUGGCUCGGAAAUCCAACGGAUGAACAGAGGGAACUCUUCAUGUUUGAUCCUCAUUUCCAGGUUCAAGCAACAUAGAAGAUGAAGCACCAAAGUCCAGCGCAGCGUGGAAGCAGAGCCAUGGGGGAUGAAGCGCCUAGCUGGCUUGCUGCCACGCGUGCUCGAGGCCAACAUCCGUCCCAGCAGAAGUGCUGCCGCUUCAAAACUAACAGAAGAUCACACGAUUGCUUGUUCUUGGAGCCAAAAAAAAAAUGGGGGCAUGCCUGCAAUGAUCUUGAAGACGUUGCGCACAGCUGCCGUUACAUCUUUUGACUGAAUACAACACACACAAUUAGGAGUUAGGAGACAGAGACACCCAUCAUUUGUUACUGGUAGAUUCAACGUCUAUACCCCUUUUUCUUCUUCUUUCUGUCUGUUGUAUAGCUCAUCUACUGUCGGUUAAAUCAUUGCUUGUUGUAACUGACGCAGGACACGAACGUGACUUGUCAAUCCUAGUAACAAAAUCAACGGAAAUUGGUCUGA
This is a messenger RNA of Brachypodium distachyon (stiff brome), 2448 nucleotides long. Its product is annotated as solute carrier family 40 member 2, chloroplastic. The record is from RefSeq and is a predicted model, not a curated record. The coding region runs from base 244 to 2004 and encodes 586 amino acids. NCBI's taxonomy places the organism in Eukaryota, Viridiplantae, Streptophyta, Magnoliopsida, Poales, Poaceae. The transcript is spliced from 14 exons. Gene Ontology annotation, molecular function: iron ion transmembrane transporter activity. Gene Ontology annotation, cellular component: membrane. Gene Ontology annotation, biological process: iron ion transmembrane transport.